AUAGUUCGCUAGCUGCUUCAACACGUCGUCGCAGUCUCAGUACAAAAUACAAGCACGAGCAUAUUUAAGGCCAUCGCGGACGCCUUCACCUCGCGCGCGCGGGCCCUUGGCUCUCUGGGUUUCGACUCUCUUUGGCCUGUUGACAACGCUCUGUUUGGAUGCGUCUCACAAUCCUCGGCGCUCCUAUCAAUUACAGCUAGCUCUGCGAGCUGCUCUCACGACUUGCAUCGCCUUACUCUGUGGGUCGAGAUCCUGCUCGGCCUGGCUCCUUUCGCACGUCCAACAACGUCGUCGCAAAGCGCUCACGACCUUCUCACGGUCACCGCAGCCGCGGUGGACCCUUCAUCUCGAAGGAGCACUCAACCAAUCGCGAACCCCGAAGAGGCCAUUACUGCAUCGGGAACCAUGCCUACUGCACAGCAAGAUCCUAGAGAAUCAACGCCUCCCAGGUCGUCGCGAGAGUCGAGACGAGAAGCAGCCCAUUUCACGCCAGAUGAUCCCGGCAAAGUCUUACAAGCACGGAUCAGCCCAGCGGUGGAACGUGGGCCUUUGGUUGGCAAUGCGUUCAAUAGACCUUCGCAGAGAAAACAAGUCCUCGAUGCCUCAUCUCAUCGACCGCGCGACAUUGGUCUUGUUUCGUCAUCGCUCCUCGAAUCGCGCGUCGACAGUCAUGACCACGACCGACCCUCUUCGGCCCUGGCUCUGCACCCGGCGGAAUCAACGCACUCAUCUCCCAUUCGUCCGGCUCUGCGUCCAUGUCGUAGUGUCGACAAGAUGCAUCAAAGGCAAGCUUCUCUUCAACCCAUACCGGAGCGGCAACGACGAGACCUGGCGCUCGAGAGCAAUGUCACCCCGACCAGACCCCUUCGUCUUGGUCAACGAGCCAGCGUUGGCAAAGAGCUGCACAGCGAAUCCUCUGAUACUGAUGACGCGGCUGAACAUGAUCCGCCCGGCAGUUGCGGCCGCAUAUCCCGGAGAUCUUCUCGGGACGUACGAAGAAGUAGCUGGACGAGCGCCAAGCUGUCUUCGCCGCAAGGCUCGGUGGAUGAGCGUUUGCUCCAUCGCAAAUCUGCACUCUCUGUCCUCUCGAAUACACACUCUUGCUCUCGCACCUGCGAUAUGACGAAGCCCAGCAUGUCGAAUGCUACCCUGCACUCGCGUAUCGAUUGCUCACCUCUCGACGAGCACACAGAAUCAGGUUCGCGCUCACAAGCAGCACUCCUCUCGGCUCUGCUGGCCGUGGGAGAUGCUGAAGUGGCGUUGCGCCAGGCUCGCGAGGCUCUUGAGACCGCCUUUGCACAUGGACAAGCACAAGCCAGCUCGCAAGUGCCUCGCAGCCGAAGCAAGCCAUCCUCAUCCACCACAAAUGGCAACUCUCCGUUCAGAGAUGUGCUCUCCAUGCCUGCAAGCACGUCCAUAAGUAAUACAAGCCCUGACGUGAUUACGCAGCAAAGCCAGCGCGAAGCCGACCACAAAGAUCCGGCAUCUCCGCAGUCCUCCGCUGCUGGUUCGACACCUCGAGUCGUCAAGUCUUACGAGUCUCUCAGCUCAGCAGCGGUUUCUGGUCAAGGCACUUCGUCCAGCGUAGGCGUCGUCCAAUCUUGUGAGCGCACACAAGCCAUUGAAGGACAGUUCGCAGCAUCCGUCGCGUCGCCUACCGUCUUGGCACGUGCUGCAUCGCUCCUUGAACGACGCCAAAGAGAACGGGUAAAGGCUCAAAACGCCAUGCUUGAACGCUUCGGUAUGGGAUCAACACCGUCUGCAAUCGCAGAAGAAAUGGAGAAUUUGGCGCCGGCAUCUGAGCAACGCAAGACUACAGCCGAACGUGGAUCUGCCGCUUUUCACCUCAGCUCUGCGCAGGUGCCGUCCCUGCUUGCUAUCGAACUACCCAAACGCAGACCGCCCCACGCAAAAGAUGCACCGACGCGCGAAGACCCUGAUAGUGACUCCUCUAUUUACAGUCUCGGGCCCGACAGCGGUCUUGCCACUGCACGUAUCACAGAAGCUCUGGCUCGCGCUGCUAGCAUCACAAGAAGGGGUCAAGAGCACCAGCUUGAAGCGCGACAACACGAGAGGCAGGGUGCCGACGGCGCAGAAAUAGCUGACGGUCCAUCGCUCUCUGCCGCGAGCACCGAAGAUGAGUGCGUAAUGAUCAGCGCUUCUCUGACCCCACGAGACGCAUCCGACAUGUCGCCAAGGCAAAGUCCAAGCAGGACUGAAAAUCGCGAGAGCACUUGCGCGACACCAUCACGAAGACACUCCAUCAACGUAUGGUCCCCCGCAUUCAAUCCGGACGAAUCACCUCACCAGCUCCAAGGUCAUCCCUCGCCAGUCUUUGGUUUUGAACUGCGAUCAGGCAGGAGCAGCAUGUACAGCCUCAGCGCGCUUUCAGCACAUGCGCACGCCAAUCGAACAUCGAUACGUCUUUCACAGAACUUCAACGGUACGGCAGACUCCGACCUCGGCAUCAAGCGAGAUUCCAAACUAGUAGCUGGAUCAGCCACGACGGGCUCGGAUCUAGGCACCGUGCCGAGCUUGAAGGGAGAGAAGCCCCGUCAAGAUCCCCUUGACACCGUGUGCGACGCCAGGCCUAGCAGCGCUCAGGCGCCUGCGAGCUCGGAAAGCUUAGUUGACGACGACACUGAUGAAAAGCUGUCAGCAGCCCGCGCAGAUCUGCAAUUUGGCCAUUCGCGCCCGUCCAAUGCGAUUCUCGAGAGUACAGAGGAUGUGGAGGGCAGCAUUCCUGACGAGUCGGAUCAAAGCAUUCCGGAUGCGGCUCUCUUCCGGCCACAUGAACUCUCGCAAAUCGUGGAAGUGGACGAGCCCAGCAAGACGAUGUCGAGUCGUCUCUCUGUGACUGCAUCCGUGACAGCCGAGCUAUCACGCAGUUUUUCGCGCUCGACUGCACGAAAUGGAGGAAAGCGACAAUUGAGCUGGACGCCCGUAUCUCAAAUCGAAGCUGCUGAUUCCUCUGCGCGUUGCCCUCCGCCUCCCUUGGAGCUCGAGGAGGCGAUGCUGCGGGCUAGCAUUGAGCCCGCCUGGAAGACGCCUCCGGCUUGGGCUCGGCAGGAUCUGCCAUGGGAAGAGCUACGUGUAUGCUACGACACGGCCGAGGUUGCAGGCACAGUUGACAGCAUGCAACCAGCACCGAAAGUAGCGAGCUCUCACGCCGUUCCGUCCUCCGCUCGUGAGAUCAAUGCCGGAGAGCUCGGUGGCCAGGAUGAUGCACCUGCGGAGCACCACGCGUCGAAAACUACACCGCGAAGAGAGCCGAGGGCAGUGACUUCGCUCAUCGACACGACCGGACCUACUCCCGAGUGUGCUCGAGUCCUAGCAGACAUCAUGGAUGACUCGGAACAAGCAGUGGGAGCUGGGCACUCCUCAGCAAUCGAUCACUCUGAGAUCGUUGGCCCUGCUUCGGACACUUGCCCCGAAGGCUGGUCGAUAUCAUCGCUAUCGCACUUUGCGGCGCCAACCGGGCUCAAUGAAUCGCACGCGCCUCCGAGCGAGCUGAGAAGAUCCGAUGCAUCCCCUUCCCGCCUCGGUGCCCAGGCGAAGCCUCUUCUUCGGACAAGGGGUCCAGAACUAUCUGGUGCGGGCGACACACGUGAGAAUAGCCUCGGUCUUUCGACGUCGCAGCUGGUACAGAGCCACUGGAGUUCUGACACUUCAGCGUUCAACAUCAAUGACAGCUAUGGCGGAUUUCAGCUCCGCAGCGAUCUUGCCACUCUAGCGGAGAACGGGCGCACCUCGUUGAGGCUGGAGGUGAGCGGCUCAGAAAGGGGACCCGGAAGGUCGUCGCAAAUCUCCAGCGCACACACUUCUGAAGGCCAGACGCGUUGGAGUCAAGAGUCAGCUUCGGACGUAGCACCAGAACGCUCCGAGUCUCGAGUCGACGAUUUGCAUCAUGGUCGCCAAGAAUCGACCUUGCCCCGAACGAUGCCAGCGCAAGACUUUCCAGGUCAACAUGGGCAGACAAAAUCAAGCUUGAUAUCAUCGAUCCUUCCAAAAGGUCUGCACGCGCGUGAGCACGGUCAUUUGCAAUCUUCAAGCGUGGAUUCUGCACCACCCAAAGAGCCUUUGCCCAAGACACCCACGCCAGUGAAAAAUCACCGCUUGCGCAAGUUGUCGCACAAGGUCUCUGACGUUGCUCUUGCAUCAUCGCGAUCGUCUAGCAUCGACACUGAAGGAGGCUGGCUUCGGAGUAGACCUUUGGGAGUCUUUCCCCAGGAACAAAGACAAAGCGCUCAGCCUCUCCUUGGAGCAUCCAUGUUCGGCGGAACGUCAAUGGCCAAGAAAGCGGCUGCCGCAAUGUCGGCUCAACACAUGAUGAAACAGCAUGUUGAAGGAUUACGAGAGUGUCAGUCUGCCUCGGCUCCGGUCUCUGUUUCCGCGCAACGCGUUUCAUCAGCCUUAUCAGUUGCUGUUCUCCCCAAGUCGAGCCACGCUGCUCCUGUGGUCGCCCCUUUGACUCACAAGGAGCCUGUUUUGCGAGCACGCUCCAGCUCACUUCAACGCACAGACACGCGCCACUCGGAUACCGAGCAGCUUAGAGACGACUGCUCAACCACAUCCGGCCUUUCUCUGUCGAGCAGGCCUGCGCGCGAAGUGCCUCCUGGCCGUUCGCUGUCCAACUGGUUCGCCCGACGCAGGCCGAGGACAUCGUCAGCUGACUUGCGAAGCAGCAUCACCAGACUUUCACCUACCUACCGCACACGCCGCGAAGAUGCCAGCAGCACCGUUGGCGGCGCAAUGGCGGAAAGUCGGAUGGGUACACUGCUAUUCUUCCCUGAGCCACCCGGUCGCAUGACGCCAGAUGGGUACCGCAAGGACGGCAGGGAACUGAUAUCGCCAUGCUCGCGAGCCUCCACUGAGUGCCAGCCGUCUCGGCUUGCGACAGCGUGGUCCACCGUGUCGGGCAAAGUGCGCAUCGAUCUCAGCAAGUCGGACCUGGCUUUGGCACAUCGCUCUGAUCGCAAGCGUUUUCCUUCGUCUGAAUCCAUCGCAGCAGCCAGCAUGAAUAGCUUUCGAAGUGUCGGUAAUCUGAUACGCUCCGCAUCUGUUCAGAGCGCUACUGCAAGCAGUGCCUCGACCAGGGGACCAGCUACCGGGAGCGGCGGCGAGACUUUAGCAUCGCUGUCGCCUAGAUCAGCUGAAUGGUCAAAUAUGCUCCAUCCAGAUAAGGCACAAAAGAAUAGAGGAAAUUCCACCAACGCUCUGCGAAGCAAGGUCAACACAAAGCCACGCAGCUUUUCUCUGCCGCUUGAGAAUCCAAUGUCGAUGGGGCUACAGAGUUUGCGGCCACACGCGGAUGUCAGACCGAUGUCGAGGGCUGAUUCGAUGAGCAGUCUGGGCCCUCCAAGUUCGGCGCUGAGUCCACCGAGCGGCGGCCGAAUGAGCAAGGCUAAGAGGACGGCAGCCGACCGAGGCCUGACUCUGAGCCCCACGGAGUCCAAUGUCGCUCUUCUGCAGAGAGUAAGCGCUGCCUACGGUUGUCGUUCCACAUCUAGUACACAUCAAGAGCCUUUGCGACCCGUUGGGAUGCCGGCCAACAUGCGAGAUCGCGGCGGGCUUAUCAGCCCAACUACGUGUCCUGAGCAGGUCCACUCAGCUCCUUUGUCUCGUCCGGGUGGAGCCGAAGAUGUAUCGACACUGCCAAAUGGGCGUCUAGUCAAUGUUGGCCUGAAUGCGCUUGACACUGCCUUCGACUCGGAGCUACCGGCUUACAGCAGACAUGCGGAGCAGCUGCCUAGCCGCAGAGAUUCGCCAGCAAGGAUGUCGCGAGUCUAUAGCCAACCAAGUACGCCUGGAACGUUUGGAGCUCAUGGGGCAGAUUUCAACGCUACCUUUAGAAGUCAGCAGGUAGCUCAAAUGGCCCAUCCACGACUCUGCUCCGCAUCGCCUCACGAAAUUGUCGACAGUCCGGCGCCGCUCUCUCCCGACUCUUGCCGCGCUUGGCUUGCGAGCGCUGACGUCUAGCCGACUCGAUCUGUGCUUGUUCUGCAGCUUCAUCGUGACGAUUUGUUCUUCACCUCAUGUCCAGAAUACCUGCAUCUAAAGACCAGAACAAAACGAC
Molecule: messenger RNA, 6076 nt
Organism: Ceraceosorus guamensis
Lineage: Eukaryota; Fungi; Basidiomycota; Exobasidiomycetes; Ceraceosorales; Ceraceosoraceae
Exons: 2
Coding region: 406-5979 (1857 amino acids)
Source: RefSeq, a predicted model, not a curated record